Molecule: messenger RNA, 222 nt
Organism: Closterium sp. NIES-67
Lineage: Eukaryota; Viridiplantae; Streptophyta; Zygnematophyceae; Desmidiales; Closteriaceae
Source: the annotation of a GenBank genome assembly
ACCAUUGCGUGUGCGUGAGGUGAGGGUGUGCAUAUGCACAUACACACACCUGAGGGAGGGGGGAAGAGAGCGAGAGAGAGAGAGAGAGAGAGAGAGAGAGAGAGAGAGAGAGAGAGAGAGAGAGAGAGAGAGAGAGAGAGAGAGAGAGAGAGAGAGAGAGAGAGAGAGAGAGAGAGAGGGAGAGAGAGUCAUGGUAUAUAAUACUCCCCAGCCCAUCCUAGA